CUUGGUGGCGUUGGCACGCAGGCCAGGCCAGCGUCCUAUUCAAAGCACACAAGUUUCACAAUAAAAUAUUCUUUAAAUGAUUUCUUCAAUUGUGUUCGUGAGUCCUUGUCCGUCUCAUUCUAAAUCUCUCUGCUCUGCUCUACCUUCCUCUGCAUCUGCAUCUAAAUAAUGAAAGGGGAUCGAUGAUUGUCGGGUUGUCCCUUUAACAAUUCUGUGAAUAUUAACAAUGGUGAAUUGAAGGGAGAGGCUUCCUCCUACCGCUACUGUUGGUCGAUUUGUCUGCAGGUUUUUGCUGUGGUUUUUUUCUAUUGUCUUCUCAACAUACCUUCUGCGUCGCUUCCCACCCCAUACCCGCUUACUUCUUUUGGCUCUACUGCUAAUCCUACUCCUUAUAAUUAUCCACCGACAAGCAUCUUCUUAUAAAUUUGUUAAAUCGUCAUACCCACUUAUUGUUUCCUCUGUUCUUCUCUUGCUAGUCUUGCUGUUUGUUAAUUGUUAUGGCCUUCUUCACCAAGUUGUUCAGGAUGAGGAUUUUGAGACGGCGACCCGGUAAAAGCCAAGUUGCAGUCGUCGUUGAUCAGAAGAAGGAGGAUGUUGAUGAUGGUUCUUCAGUGAAGAAAUACAAUUGGGAUGACAUAGAGGCAUUCACUGAUAAUUUUUCGGUGGUGAUUGGAUCAGGAGGGUUUAGUAAAGUCUACCUGGCUAGUUUGCCAGGCUCCUCUCACCCUCACGGGGCUGUCAAGAUUCUCAAUCAGGUCUUCAACCAAGAGCUUGAUAUCCUUCUCCGCCUUUGCCAUGAAAAUAUUGUCAAGCUUUUUGGCUACUGUAACAAUGGAGAUGAAGGAGCUUUGGUGUUUGAAUAUUUGCUCAAUGGGAGCUUGCAUGAGAAGCUCCAUGGAGGGAGCAAAAAAAUGGAGCCAGUGCUUCCAUGGAGGAACCGUAUGGCUAUAGCUUUCCAGCUUGCGAAAGCGAUUGAGUAUCUACAUGAGAAAUGCACUUUUCACAUUGUCCAUGGUGACAUUAAAUCUUCAAACAUCCUUCUGGACGAGUAUUUCAACUGCAAGCUCUGUGAUUUCGGGUCUGCAAAGAUGGGAUUUUCCUCCGUCGUGCUGCCACCGUCAAGGGCGAAGCAAAUGAUGAUGGGUUCUCCAGGCUACACCGACCCUCACUACUUGAGAACUGGAAUAGCCUCAAAGAAGAAUGAUAUUUACAGCUAUGGAGUUAUCCUUUUGGAACUUGUCACAGGUAUGGAGCCAUUUUGCCCCGAAAGAGGUCAACUGUUGACAUCCAUUGCCGCCGCCGUCCUGAAAGAUGUUGCUGAAUGUGAAGCCACGAAAGUAGAAGAAAUUGUGGAUCAGCUGUUGGCUGGGGAGUUUGACUUGGAAGAGGCAAGGGCCAUGCUGACAAUCUCGGCACUUUGCCUUCAACAGGCUCCAAUUCACAGGCCUUCUGCCACUCAAAUCUUGCAUACCAUCGAGGACAAAAUCUCUUCCAUCUCCUUCUCUUAGCAAACAAAGAUUCACAAAAAAAGAAUUAAUAGAUAAUUAUUAAGAAAUAUUGCUGUAAUAUAUGUAAUUAAAUUCAUUAAUUCACUUUCCUAAGUUAGUAUAUACAUACUCUAUGAAUCAAGGCAUCGCGAUUUCUUAGUCAUAGAAUUAGCUCUAACUAUUUCCUUUA
Messenger RNA from Mangifera indica (mango), 1677 nucleotides. RefSeq names its product probable receptor-like protein kinase At1g33260. The coding region runs from base 498 to 1508 and encodes 336 amino acids. Gene Ontology annotation, biological process: protein phosphorylation. Gene Ontology annotation, molecular function: protein kinase activity; ATP binding. The transcript has 2 exons. The record is from RefSeq and is a predicted model, not a curated record. Gene Ontology annotation, cellular component: plasma membrane. Lineage: Eukaryota; Viridiplantae; Streptophyta; Magnoliopsida; Sapindales; Anacardiaceae.